AUGUGGGUGAAGAAUAAGGAAAACAAGUGUUUUCCUCCCGGUCCUCCACCGGUGUAUAGAGUGGUCUUUGUACCAGCUCCGGAGCAAAAAUCUGACUGCCCAGGUAUUCCGUCUCAGGGGCGCCUAGGAGCUUCACGGGUCCUAGAGGUGGUCCUGAAAACGGGGGCAUACACCGCCUGCGGGGCGCUUGACGCUGGGGCUGAGAGCUGGGCUGUUUGCAGCAGAGCUGCCUGGUUUAGUCGCAGGGGGACGCCCUCAGCGGGUAGACGGGGCGUGGGCUGCGUUGAGGUGACAGCGAAGUUGUCGACGUUUCUCACUAUUUUGUCAUCAUGUGACAUGCUGGAUUACCCAAUGGCGACCACUACAGUACUCACCACGAUAAAUAGCCAACUCAAGAGGAUUCUUCAAGAGCCCAACGUUACAACUGUUUUGAAUGUGUCUGUUCCUUUCCAUCAUCACAUGAACAAUGCAGUGUUGGGUGUUCUUCUUGGCACACUGUCACUUCUGACAGUUAUCAUGAACCUAUUGGUCCUUUUUGCCAUUAGAAAGGAACGGACUUUACACACAGUUGGGAACCUCUACAUAGUCAGCCUCUCAAUAGCUGACCUCAUUGUUGGGGCUACUGUCAUGCCCUUGAACCUAGUCUACCUGCUUGACGAUGAGUGGAAAUUGGGUCGUGUUGUGUGCCAGUUCUGGUUGGUUAUGGACUAUGUGGCAAGCACAGCUUCCAUCUUCAGUUUGUUCAUCUUGUGCCUGGACAGGUACCGCUCUGUGCGACACCCUUUACAGUAUUUGAAGUAUCGGACCCGAGGAAGAGCAACAUUGUUGAUUUGUAGUGCUUGGCUUCUCUCUAUGACAUGGAUCAUUCCCAUUCUGGGGUGGCGAAUGUUUGCUCGGGUUGACAGAAAACCAGAGUUGGAGAACCAAUGUGACACAGACUUCCGCUUUUUGACGUGGUUCAAAGUUUUGACAGCCAUUCUCAACUUCUACAUACCAUCUUUCCUGAUGCUUUUGUUCUACUCACAGAUUUUCAUUGCAGUGCGAGAACAUUACAGAGAAUGGGAGAACUUUGCUGGUCCAAUGGUGAAAACAGAAGCAAAUGACACAUUACAAAAUGGAAUGCAGUUGCAGAUAACCAAAGCAUCAAAAAGGGAGAGCCUAGCUUCACAUGUAUAUUCUCAAAACGAGGGUCUAUUGGAUCAGUACAGUUUGGAACAACCUUACAAUUCAAGGGACAAUAAUGAGGAAAAUACUGAUACCUUAUCUGAGACCAAUAAGAGAAUUUGUUACAAGAAGAAUUCAAUGUUCAGUCUUUCAAAACACAUGAAAAGGUGCGUGCAAGAGUCCAAUGAGAUUUCCUUCCAGAGCGAUGAUGUGGAAGCUAUCUCCAAAGCCCCCAUGAGUCAUCCAUCUUCAGCUCUUGGCUUUAUACAGUCUGAGAAUAACGCUCAGCCUAAGACAUUUGUAAAUGUGAAUGACUGCAAUGUGUUAGUGCCAAAUUCUGUGGGUAAUAUUUGCGAGAUUGCACCUACCGUGGAUAUACACAAUUACACCACUGUUCUCUGCAAUAACAAUACACCGCCAUCGCCGCCAUCACCAUGGGCAGAGAACAGCCCUCCACUGGAUGCCAUCAAUGCAGUUCCUGUAAAACAAUCUUGGCAGAAGCUCUGCGAACAAUCUAAGCAGAGUAUUCACAGUAUGCGAAUUCAUAAAGAACGGAAAGCAGCCAGGCAACUUGGCUUUAUCAUUGGUGUCUUUAUGGUGUGCUGGAUCCCAUAUUUCAUCACCUUCAUGGUCAUGGCUUUGUGUGAGACUUGUGUUUAUCAUGAUCUUCACAUGUUUACAAUUUGGCUAGGGUACAUCAACUCCACUCUGAAUCCCUUUAUAUACCCACUGUGCAACGAAAACUUCAAAAGGGUGUUCAAAAAGAUAUUUCAAUUUGAUAGAUAA
Molecule: messenger RNA, 1950 nt
Organism: Xyrauchen texanus (razorback sucker)
Lineage: Eukaryota; Metazoa; Chordata; Actinopteri; Cypriniformes; Catostomidae
Gene: hrh1
Product: histamine receptor H1
Exons: 2
Coding region: 1-1950 (649 amino acids)
Biological process (GO): adenylate cyclase-activating adrenergic receptor signaling pathway
Cellular component (GO): plasma membrane
Molecular function (GO): G protein-coupled acetylcholine receptor activity
Source: RefSeq, a predicted model, not a curated record